Messenger RNA from Schizosaccharomyces cryophilus OY26, 2056 nucleotides. Its product is annotated as CMGC/RCK/MAK protein kinase Mde3. Gene Ontology annotation, molecular function: protein serine/threonine kinase activity; ATP binding. Bases 1 to 1821 code for a protein of 606 amino acids. Lineage: Eukaryota; Fungi; Ascomycota; Schizosaccharomycetes; Schizosaccharomycetales; Schizosaccharomycetaceae. The record is from RefSeq and is a predicted model, not a curated record. Gene Ontology annotation, biological process: intracellular signal transduction; protein phosphorylation. The transcript is spliced from 3 exons. Gene Ontology annotation, cellular component: nucleus; cytoplasm.
AUGAGCAAAGAAAUUCCUUAUUCGCUGUUAGAUUUGAAGGAAUUUCGUUUCGAAGACCGAUAUUAUGUGAAGCAGAAGCUAGGAGAUGGUAGCUUUGGCACUGUGUAUCUGGCAAAAAGCAAAGGAAAGCAGGGUCACGGGCAAAUAGUUGCCGUCAAGAAGCUGAAGACCAGCAAUAAACCAAAGCCGAAACAUGAGUUACUGAAACUUCGAGAGUCGUUGGUACUUCGACAAAUAUCAAAACAUCCAGGCCUAAUCGACUUAUUGGAGACAUUUAUGGAUCCUAACAGAAACAUCUAUUUAGUAAUGGAGUGUAUGGAAGCAAAUCUAUAUCAAAUUCUGAAGCGAAGACAAGGAAAACCAUUCACAAAGUACACGGCGUGUCAUAUUCUAAAUCAGAUUAUUCGAGGAAUUGAGCAUAUACACACGCAUGGAUUUAUGCAUAGAGACGUAAAGCCUGAGAAUAUUUUGGUUAAGAAACUUACAGAUCGACCAGUGUUUUCAAGGUAUAGUGUCAAAAUUGCAGACUUCGGAUUAGCCCGAUCUUCUACUUCGAGUGAUCCAUUGACUGAGUAUGUAUCUACCCGUUGGUAUCGUGCACCAGAGCUUUUACUCAGAGCAAAAGAUUAUGGAAAGGCGGUUGAUAUGUAUGCUUUCGGUUGCAUCAGUUUUGAAGUUUUUACCUUGAAGCCUCUAUUCCCUGGAAGAAAUGAGACAGACCAGCUCGACAGGAUUUGUGAAAUUCUUGGAAACCCUCUCUUGGAUGACAAAGACAAACUGCACUACUGGCCCUCUGCUAGAGAUUUAGCUGCUAAGCUUGGAUUCUCCUUUUCUGUGACGAAGCCAUAUCCAAUAAGGAAAUUACUUCCAGUAAGCUGUGAAGACAAGUAUGCUGAAAUGAUCGCGCUACUCUUAGCAUGGGAUCCGUUUGUUCGCCCCACUGCAAUAUUAUGCAAAGAGAGAUACUUUCCCAAAGUUCCUGAACUGCCAAGCAGUCAACACGAAGUAAAGCUAAAAUCAGAAAAACUGACCAAACCUGUAAGCUUGAAGAAUGCUGCAUCUGUAAAACCUAUCCUAGACAAAAAGCAAGAAAAAAGGGUCAGCUGGUUCAAAAAGAACUUAUCUAGCUUUACAAAUGCAGUGAAAAAUGCAUUACCUGAUGCUCCACCGUCUCAUCUUCCUCGAAAACCAAUAAAGCUAUAUAGUGAUGAGAAAGUAGAUCAUCCGUCUCAUCCUUUACUGAGUGAAAAAAUGAACUCAAAUGAGAGUCCUUCCGAAGUAAAACAUCCUGAAGCGUUGUCUUAUGAGCUUGUUGAAAACUGCUUAUUGCCGUCUUAUGAACAUCAGUCUUCUUCUCAUUUGAUGCCUCAAAAAGCAACUCACUCUAAUUUGCAAGUUGUACCUGGAGUUUUGAAUGAUAGCCUUCCUGCUAAGUCUCAGAAAAUUAUUAAUCCUAUACCUAAAAGAAUUGAAAACCGAGCUGGUGAAGAGUUGAGUUCGCCUAAAGCCGCUCUUUCCUAUGACAAUCAGCUGAAUAAGGCUCCACUCACAUUGAAUUUAACAUCUAGCAGCAACUUCAAGCUUUCUUCUGACUUCAACAACGUUAUUGAUGGCUCAAAAGAUGUUGAUACACCGAGCCUCAAAAUCAUAGGUAUUAAUCAUAGUUUAAUUCCUAGACCCGUUCGUCAAAAUUAUGGUGCUCAAGGCUUCCGAACUUCGAGAUCAAUCAGUUGUCAAGCUUACUCAAAGUUGAUGGUAUACGAUACUUCAUCACCGGUUAAGAUUAAUCGCUCUACUUCUGAAGGAUUUUCUAAAGGCUAAACAAAUACUGUUCAAGAAUGAGCAAAUUUGCAAAUCAUUAAUGACAAAACUAAGAAUAAACAGCAGCAUUUGAUGAUAUAUGAUAUUAUUUCACAUUCAAUAGUGGUCACAGUGGUUUCCACAGUUUAUCUCAUUCAUUCUCAGUUGUUGUUGUUAACAGAGGUUUAACUAUUUCAUCGCAAUUAAAUAGUUUCAUUACAUUCUACAUGAUACUAGCAUCAGUUGCUUACUUAAA